UGAAUAGUCACAGUGUGCUGUGAUUCCUCACGCAGGCGGGCCGCUAUGUGUGUGUCACACAGCUAGAGAGCGAGGGGGAGGUGAAAGUUCACCAUGGCUUGGCCAUAUCAGGUGACAAUGUGGAAAAGUUUGGCUGCCGACUCAGAUUAAAUUACUCAAACUCGGAGAAUGACAAACGAACGGAAGUACAAUGAAGUGGACGGAGAAAACGAAGCGCUGUUGUUCGAUUAUUAUGACGACGAUGAUGAUUUCGACACCUUCACUGACGGGGACGGAGACUGCGGCUGUGAUGACGGAGUGCUGGGCUUCAGUGAUCCGUUCAGCAGUGAGGUGAAACCUCGGAUCCUGCUGAUGGGCCUGAGGCGAAGUGGCAAGUCUUCAAUUCAGAAAGUUGUAUUCCACAAGAUGUCACCCAAUGAGACUCUCUUUCUGGAGAGUACAAACAAGAUUUGUCGAGAGGAUGUUUCCAAUAGUUCUUUUGUCAGCUUCCAAAUCUGGGACUUUCCUGGGCAGAUUGAUUUCUUCGACCCAACAUUCGACUAUGAGAUGAUAUUUCGUGGCACAGGGGCUCUCAUCUUUGUCAUAGACUCUCAGGACGAUUACGUGGAAGCAUUGAGUCGACUUCACCUCACCGUGACAAGAGCCUACAAGGUCAAUCCUGACAUCAACUUCGAGGUGUUCAUCCACAAGGUGGAUGGGCUUUCAGAUGACCACAAAAUUGAGAAACAAAGAGACAUACACAAACGAGCCAAUGAUGAUCUAGCCGAUGCUAGUUUAGAAAGAAUACACUUAAGCUUCUACUUGACAAGCAUCUAUGAUCAUUCAAUCUUUGAGGCCUUCAGUAAAGUUGUGCAGAAACUCAUCCCUCAACUUCCCACCCUUGAGAAUCUGCUCAACAUUUUCAUAUCUAAUUCAGGGAUUGAAAAGGCUUUUCUCUUUGAUGUGGUCAGUAAGAUUUACAUAGCAACCGACAGCAGCCCGGUGGACAUGCAGACCUAUGAAUUGUGUUGUGACAUGAUAGAUGUGGUCAUCGACAUCUCGUGCAUCUAUGGCAGUAACCCUUCAACUUUUGGACAGUGCUUCUUCUCCACACCUGUAAGCAACAGUUCUUGCCAACUACAUCACAUGGGAGGUUGUGAACUAAAUCGUCUCAUGAAUGCGCAUUGCAGAGCCCGACCAAGGUUAACGGGAGAUGAGGCGGGAACUCCGUAUGAUAAAGAAUCCAUGGCCAUAAUCCACUUGAACAACACUACGGUCAUGUACCUAAAAGAGGUCACCAAAUUCCUUGCCCUGGUGUGUUUCCUCAGGGAAGAGAGUUUUGAGAGGAAAGGACUUAUCGACUACAAUUUCCACUGUUUCAAGAAAGCCAUAGAGGAGGUGUUUGACGUGCGCUUGAAAGUGCAGAGGAGUCGGAAGCUGCUGAGCCAGAGGAGGUGGAGCAGGCAGACCGUGCCAAACGGGACUCAGGUUCAUCCACACUGAAGAGCUCUGAAAGCACCACGGCCUGUGACUCCAGAGUGAAGGCUUCACACAGACUUUGCUUGUGAUUUGAAUGCUCUUCAAGGCCACUUACUGCUCCUCAGCAAUCCAAAAUGGCAAUACAGACUGCGUUGUGCAUUAAUUAUCUUGCACGGCUAACUUAGCUGUCCAUGCACAGUUUGCAAUAUAAGCAAUUUUUUUUUAUGUUUUAAAUAAUAUUUUUUACUCAAACUAUGGUAGUUUCUCACAAAAUACAGUUACAUUACAAAGUCACAAAUGCAAGAUCAUACAUUACGUUUGUCAGAUUUGUACAGUAUUGCACAAACAUUUCAUUUAAUCUUAAAGUCAUUUUUAAUUGCUUAAAAUUAAAUAUGAUUUCUCUCUUUUAGUCCAUAUUUUUUACUACCCCUGCAGAUGAUUUAUUUUUUACUUAGUCAUUUAUGGUUAAAUAGCUUUUCAGUUUCACAUUUUUUCUUUAUUUACUUAAAAUUGUAGUUUACAUUACCAGUCAAAAGUUUUUGAACAGUAAGAUUUUAAUGUUUUUUUAAAGAAGUCUCUUCUGCUCAACAAGCCUGUAUUUAUUUGAUCCAAAAUACAGCAAAAGCAGUAAAAUUGUGAAAUAUUUUUAGUAUUUAACAUAACUUCUUUCUAUUUAAAUAUAUUUUAAAAUGUAAUUUAUUCCUGUGAUCAAAGCUACAUUUUCAGCAUCAUUGUGCCAGUCUUCAGUGUCACAUGAUCCUUCAGAAAUCAUUCUAAUAUGCUGAUUUGCUGUUUAAGAAACAAUUUUUUAUUAUUAUCAAUAUUUAAAACAGUUGAGUACAUUUUUACAGGAUUCUUUGAUGAAUAGAAAGAUCUAAAGAUCAGCAUUUAUCUGAAAUUAAAAGCUUUUGUAACAUUAUACAAUAUACCAUUUCAAAAGCUUGGAGUCAGUGUGUGUGUGUGUGUGUGUAUUCAUAUAUAAAUGAAUACUUUUACUUAGCCAUGAUGCUUUAAAUUGAUCAAAAGUGAUGACAAAGACAUUUAAAAUGUUUUUUGAGCAGCAAGUCAGAAUAUUAGAAUGAUUUCUGAAGAAUCAUGUGACUGGAGUAAUGAUGCUAAAAAUUCAGCCUUAAAAUCACAGAAAUAAAUUACGUUUUAAAAUAUAUUCAAAUAGAAAGCAGUUAUUUUAAAUAGUAAAACUAUAGUUUUGUAUAGUUUUUGCAGUACUUUGGGUCAAAUAAAUGCAGGCUUGGUAAUCAGAGGAGACUUCUUUAAACAUUAAAAAUCUUACUGUUCAAAAACUUUUGACUGGUAGUGUAAGUUUGUUAGCAACUUUUUCAGAGCCACUUACUGUUCUUCAGCAAACUACACAGACAAUACAGACUGCUGUGUGCAUUAAAUAUGUUGCAGAACUAACUUAGUUGUCCAUAUGUUAACUGUUUGUAUUGAAAAAAAUUUGUAUUCUUUGCCAUCUUUUUUUUUUUACCUUAAACAAAUCUGUGCUAAAAGCCACAAGUGCAAGAUCAUACUUUAGUCACAUGUGUCGGGCUUAAACAUUUCAAUUUGUGUGUAUAUAUACACACUGUAAAGCAAGAAAAUUAUUUUCUAAGUAAUUUUUAAUUGCUUAAAAUGAAUAAUGAAUUUCCCCUUUUAAUUCAUCCUGCAGAUGAUUUUUGAUCUGAUUUGAUCCUACAAAUUUUUUUGUUGAUUUAUUUCCUUAAAAUUGUAAUUUAAGCAUGUCAGCAACUUAAAGUUAACAAACAAGUGUAUGAUUGGUUGUUUUGCAUAUACAAGUGGUUCUCAAUCUAGGGACCCAUUAGAGGGCCUCAGCAAACUUCCAAGGGACUAUAUUUUUAUUUUAAACAGUUAAUAUUAUAAUUAAAUAACUAAUGGCAUUAGUUUUCCUCAAUAACUACUGAUAGUUUCUGUUUGUAAAAAAAACAAUUAAAAACAAGAUAAAAAUACACCAAAUGGAGAAAAUAUUGUAUAUAUAUAUAUAUAUAUAUAUAUAUAUAUAUAUAUAUAUAAAAAUGUAUUGGACAAUGAUGGGCCUUCGAGUCAAAAAGUUUGAGAACCACUGGCAUAUACAGUUGCCAUAUUGUAUACAUUUUAAGCAUAAAAAAUGCUAAUUUGCAGAAUUUUUAUUUAUUUAUUUUGUUUAAAAAAAAAUGAAAGUGCUUUUGUUUAAAAAAAAAAAGUGUCUUUAUUUGUGAAAAUAAUACUUUUAUUUCACUACAAUGUAUAUUAUAGACAUAUUUUAUAAUUCAAAAUGUCUUUUUGCUAAAAUGAUAUUUAUUCUCAAUCUCCAAAUGCAAGAAGUGUUGAUUGACUUGAACACUUUUCCCUUAGCUUUCACUCGAAAGGAACAAUUAACUUUUAUAGCGUCACAGGAAGUACAAGGUCCCGCCUCCGCCCCGGCGCUAAUAUCAUGUAACUGAUUUCAGCAGUUGGUGUGUGUUGUCAGGGUUUUAAUGCGGGUGGAAGUGUCUCGCUGCGGGGUUAGAGAACCAGCGCUAAUCCCAGGGGAUACCUUUGCUUCGGCAAUGAAGGCUGAUGGGUAAAUCUCAUGAGGUCAGAGCCGCUUACGCAAGAGCUGCUCCUCUCUGGAUGGACACUAAAUCAUCUGUAGUGAAACUACAAUGUGUUAUGUAAGACAAUUUCAUGUUUAGUAUUAUAAUCUCUAUCAGCGGGCCAAACGCUAUUUACUCGGCAGGGACGCAUCUGUGACUGAGGGCUUUUCCUUUUGUGCUUAUGUGUCGUUAAGGCACACGGUGAAGAACUCGAACUUGAAACUGUCUUUUAACAUGAAUAUGUUUGAAUCUAAGAAUUUUAAAACAGCAUUUUAAAUAGCGUUGCUGUAGCCACGUCAAACCGAGUGUAAUUUAAAUUUAUCAGCUGUAGUUCUCAGUCAUAACUAGUCAGAAGCCAUAGUGAACGUACCAAUCAGAGGCCGUCAUAGAGGAUUAGAUUGCUUCAAGACUUAAGCUGUCGCUCCACAUUAAGAAAAGGCUUUAUGGGCUCUUCACAAGGUCUUCAUUGAUUGGGUGAAAAGAGGGCAGUCUUCAUGUAACUCGUGCUGUCAGACAUGAAGUACACAUCAGACACAUGUCAAGUUAUCCAGAUACUUCCGCUCCCACACUUAUGAGUACGCAUAUGCACUGUCGAUGGAUUUUCAAUGUAUAUUUAAGCUUCUUAGUUUAGUUUGCGUAUUAUUGUGCAACAUGUUUUUGUCUUUUUUUUUUAACUUUACGAGGUUUCAUUUGUUAUAGAAAUAGUUCAUUUAAAAGUGAAAAUUUGCUGAAGUUAUUCACACUCAUGCUAUCCAAGAUGUAGAUGAGUUUGUUUGUGAUUCAGAACAGAUUUGGAAAAUUUAGCAUUACAUCACUUGCACACUAAUGGAUUCUCUGCAGUGAAUGGGUGCCGUCAGAAUGAGAGUUAAAACAGCUGAUUAAAAACAUCAAAGUAAACGCCAGUCUAUCAAUUAAUGUCUUAUGAAAUUAAAAGUUGCAUGUUUGUAAAAAACAAAAAAAACAAAUGGAUCAUUAAGAUGUUUUUAACUUAAAAUUGUCAAAAUUUGAGUCCAAAAUAUUGCUUUCUCCAGUGAAAAUGUACACUCGUCUGAAUCAGGAGAGAAAUAUGCACAGAUAAAGCACCACGUACAAGCAAACACAAGUCCAAAACAGUUCUAAACAAAUAUGUUGGUGGAUUUUGAUGUGAAAGGACAAUAGGGGAUGGACUUUUUCACUGGAGGAAGCAUUGUUUUGAGUUAUAGACUCAUAUUGCUAAAUUUCUCCAAAUCGGUUUUGAUGAAUAAACUCAUCUACCUGUUGGAUGGCCUCAAGGUAUCAUCUAUUCUUUUAAUGCACAGUGAACUGACGUAAACAAACAAUGAACAACUUUAUUUUUAACAACAUUA
This is a messenger RNA of Labeo rohita (rohu), 5374 nucleotides long. It is a transcript of the gene rragd, whose product is annotated as ras-related GTP binding D. Lineage: Eukaryota; Metazoa; Chordata; Actinopteri; Cypriniformes; Cyprinidae. Gene Ontology annotation, cellular component: Gtr1-Gtr2 GTPase complex; lysosome; nucleus. Bases 169 to 1482 code for a protein of 437 amino acids. The transcript is spliced from 8 exons. Gene Ontology annotation, molecular function: GTPase activity; GTP binding. Gene Ontology annotation, biological process: regulation of autophagy; cellular response to starvation; positive regulation of TOR signaling. The record is from RefSeq and is a predicted model, not a curated record.